Messenger RNA from Archocentrus centrarchus (flier cichlid), 2476 nucleotides. RefSeq names its product cytochrome c oxidase assembly homolog 15 (yeast) (gene cox15). Bases 109 to 1329 code for a protein of 406 amino acids. Gene Ontology annotation, molecular function: oxidoreductase activity, acting on NAD(P)H, heme protein as acceptor. The transcript has 9 exons. Gene Ontology annotation, biological process: heme A biosynthetic process. Gene Ontology annotation, cellular component: mitochondrial inner membrane. NCBI's taxonomy places the organism in Eukaryota, Metazoa, Chordata, Actinopteri, Cichliformes, Cichlidae. The record is from RefSeq and is a predicted model, not a curated record.
CUGGCAGUUAGGAAACCAGCCAGGUGGCUGCACAGGAACAAGCGUGCUGAAGCUUUUGCAACACUGCUGGAUAACCUCAGCACUAGCGACGAGUUUUAGGUCACAGAGAUGUUAAUUUCGUCGUUGCGAACAACGAUUUUUUGCGGGUGCAGAAGUGCUGGCAAGGGAUUUCAAUACAGCACCCGUUCACCGCUUCGAAAAUGGCUCUUGAAGAGAGGUCAGGGCACGGUCACAGUGGAGGGAGGAACAGCCUCCACUCCAGCAUCAGCUACUGUCCCCAAUGCGGCCACAAAUCGCAUAGUGGGUCGAUGGUUACUUGGCUGCAGUGGGCUGGUGGUUGGGGCCAUUGUCUUGGGCGGUGUCACAAGGCUGACAGAAUCUGGGCUUUCCAUGGUUGACUGGCAUCUGGUGAGAGAGAUGAAACCACCACAGUCACAAGCAGAGUGGGAGGCUGAGUUUUCAAAGUACCAGCAGUUUCCAGAAUUCAAAAUAUUGAACCAUAACAUGACUUUGCCAGAGUUUAAGUUUAUCUUCUACAUGGAGUGGGGGCAUCGUAUGUGGGGCAGGCUAGUUGGCUUGGCAUACAUCCUCCCCACUCUUUACUUCUGGAAGAAAGGCUACUUCACUCGCUCCAUGAAGGGAAAAAUGUUGGGGCUUUGCGGGUUUGUCUUCUUUCAGGGCCUUCUGGGGUGGUACAUGGUAAAAAGCGGGCUGGAGGAGAAGCCCGAGUCUCAUGACAUCCCUCGGGUCAGCCAGUAUCGUCUGAGCGCUCAUCUCGGUUCUGCCUUGUUGCUUUACUGUGCCAGCCUGUGGACGGGGCUUACUCUGCUGCUGCCAGCUCACAAGAUGGUAGAAACCAAAAAAGUCAUGUAUCUCAGGAGGUUUGCCAAAGGUACUGGUGGACUCGUCUUCCUCACUGCUCUUUCAGGUGCCUUUGUUGCUGGUUUGGAUGCUGGGCUGGUGUAUAACUCCUUCCCUAAGAUGGCAGAUAAAUGGAUUCCUGACGAUCUGCUGGCCUUCUCUCCUACCCUCAAGAAUUUCUUUGAAAAUCCCACCACUGUGCAAUUUGAUCACAGAAUUUUGGGGAUUACUUCUUUGACAGCAAUUACAGGCCUCUAUCUGUUCUCGAGGAGAAUGAUGCUUCCCAGGAGGGCGAAGAUUGCCAUCAGCCUCCUGGCAGCAAUGGCCUAUACACAGGUUGCGCUGGGUAUCGGCACACUGUUACUUUAUGUCCCCACUCCACUGGCUGCAACUCACCAGUCUGGCUCAGUGGCUCUUCUCUCACUGGCCAUUUGGGUUCUGGCAGAGCUCCGCAGAAUGCCCAAGUAAAUUUCUGCUCCUUUACAGAGAAAACCAAUCCCUGGUUGCUGGACGUCAAGGGUUUAAGAGGCAGCAGUGACUCGAGCAUUGAGAGGAAAAACAUGAAAAACCUUUUAAACUGAGAAGUGUUCUUUAUUUAACAGUGGACUUUUGUGUACAUGCUGAAGCAUCUGUCCAGUGGGAUUGCAGAGUCUUCAUGAGGAGAUAGUAAAUCAGUGGAUCCUAAACUUUUUCUGGACAGCCCCACUUUGGAAUCUGAAAUAAGUUCUCACCCUACACCCCACGGUCAUUUUUUUGGUUAAACUUUAUUUAAAUAAAGGUCAGUAUAAUGGCAUCAGCAAACUAUCUGUGUAAUAUUCCUGAAGAAAAAAAAUCAUAUUCAUUGAAUUCAGUUUAACUUCAAAAUUUUCCAGAAGCUGUCCGCGUCCUGCCUUCUGUGUUCAUCACAGUUUUUAAAAGAAUGCAUCAAGGCCGUCGUCAGGAAUCAAUUCGAAGGAUUGUGAAAGUUCAUUGCUGUCAGGAAAAAAAAAAAUGACUUGUGAAGUAUUUUGCUGUGGCAGGAAUCUCAAAGACAUGCAAAAGACAAAACAAGAAAAAUUUCAGCUUCAAUAACCUAGCAAUUGAAGGCUAUUGUGUACAUGGUGUCCAGCCAGCCAUCUGCAGAAAUAUCCUGAGCAAACUGAAUUACUGCUUUUGUUGAUGUUCACAGUUCGAAAAAGACAUUUUCAAUGAAAAUUUGGGUUCUAAAAUAGUCACAUGUUCUGGCGUACCUGCACAGACACUGCUGCCUGUUAAUUGAAGCAGAUCUGGCUCCUGGGAUUGUAUGUGUAAUUAUGUAUAUUUAAGUUAUAAAGUUUUUUCCUGUUGACAUUGCGAUGAGUAAUUACAAUUUGAAAAUAUGAUUAGUGCAGACAUUGAUUUCCCUUUUCCCCAUUUCUAACUUGUCACAGAUAUGGAAAUAGGUGUAAUUUAUGACUGCUCUCUUCCAAAGCACUGAAAGCGGUCCAGCAUGCACAAAAGCAGGUCCUCCGCUAAGCAGCCAUCCACUGCUUUUCCUGCUGUGACAGGUCAAAAUGUCAACUGUUAUUGCUACUGGUACUUUGUACUGUAUCUUGCUGAAAGGACUCUUAUUUUAAUAAAGACAAUUUAUGUACAG